Molecule: messenger RNA, 2389 nt
Organism: Cantharellus anzutake
Lineage: Eukaryota; Fungi; Basidiomycota; Agaricomycetes; Cantharellales; Hydnaceae
Exons: 15
Coding region: 84-2282 (732 amino acids)
Biological process (GO): threonyl-tRNA aminoacylation
Cellular component (GO): cytoplasm
Molecular function (GO): ATP binding; threonine-tRNA ligase activity
Source: RefSeq, a predicted model, not a curated record
CACGCCUUCGUGUUCCCCGAUCAUCUCUGUCCACAUUCCAUCGAGCUAAAUUCUUUCCCCCCUGCCCACACCGACUCUUCGGUAUGUCCUCAGAGCAGCAUCGUUCGGCCACUGUGCCACAUCCUGUCCAGUCUACCUCUGGGCCAGCUACGACAGAGUUGCAGAAUGCAAAGGUCGCAUCCAACAAACCGUCGAAGAAGGACAAGAAAGGCGCCAGCGAUUCACCAAAGGCACCGUUGGAACUGGAUCCGCUGCCAGAUUACAUACCCCAUCGCAUAAAAAUGUGGAACGAGCUCAAAGCCGAAUACGAAGCGUUUGUACGAAGGCAACCACGUCAACUAAUCGAAAUCACAUUGCCCGAUGGAAGCAAAAGAUCUGGCACCAGCUGGGAAACCAGUCCGAUGGCCAUUGCGAAGGAAAUAUCGCCCAGCCUUGCACAAAGAAUUGUCAUCUCCAAGGUUAACGGUGAACUGUGGGAUCUUGAAAGACCACUCGAGUGUUCUGUCACUUUGGAAUUCCUAGAUUUCAACCACCCUGAAGGCAAACGCGUAUUCUGGCAUUCUUCUGCUCACGUUAUGGGUGAAGCUGCUGAGCGACAUUACGGUUGUCACCUCUGCAUUGGGCCGCCCACAUCUGAUGGUUUCUAUUAUGAGAUGGCAAUUGCAGAUAGAUCGAUAUCACCGAAUGACUUCCCUGCGCUUGAGACUAUCGUCAGGAGUGCAGUGAACGAAAAGCAACCAUUCGAACGUCUGGUUGUCUCGAAAGAGGGACUUUUGGAGAUGUUCGCCUACAACAAGUACAAGGUACAUCUCAUCAAGAACAAGAUUCCAGAUGGCACCUCGACGACAGUCUACCGAUGUGGACCAAUGAUCGACCUAUGUCUCGGCCCCCAUAUCCCAACAACAGGAAAGAUAAAAGCAAUGAUGAUCACGAAAAAUUCAUCGUCUUAUUUCCUGGGAGAUGCCGCAAACGACUCAUUGCAACGGUUAUGGGGUAUCUCGUUUCCUGAAACGAAACAACUCACAGAAUACAAGGAAUUUUUGGCUGAAGCUGCGAAACGGGAUCAUCGGAAGAUUGGGAAAGACCAAGAACUCUUCUUCUUCCAUGAGCUCAGUCCUGGGAGUUGCUUUUUCUUGCCUCACGGCACCCGAAUAUACAAUACCCUGCUCGACUUAAUCAGAUCCGAGUACCGAAAGCGAGGAUACUCCGAGGUGAUUUCGCCAAAUAUCUACAACCAUAAGCUGUGGGAGACUUCAGGUCACUGGCAAAACUACAAGGAAGACAUGUUCACGCUUGACGUUGAGAAGGAGGUCUUCGCGCUUAAACCCAUGAAUUGUCCUGGCCACGCUCUCAUCUUUGACUCCAGAGAUCGAAGUUAUCGCGAGUUACCUAUCCGGAUGGCUGAGUUUGGUGUCCUCCAUCGGAACGAGGCCAGUGGCGCCCUAUCGGGGUUAUCUCGAGUACGAAGGUUCCAACAAGAUGACACUCAUGUGUUCUGUAUGCAAUCUCAGAUAGAGCAGGAGAUAGAUGACAUUUUCGACUUUUUGAAGAAUGUGUAUGGAUUAUUCGGCUUUGAGUUUGGGCUCAAGCUAUCAACCCGUCCGGAGAAAUUCCUCGGGGAGAUUGACACCUGGGACGAAGCAGAACGACAACUCCGAAAUACUUUGGAACGGUUUCAACCCGGCAAAUGGGACCUCAAUCCCGGCGAUGGUGCUUUCUAUGGUCCUAAGAUUGAUAUUACCAUUACCGACGCUCUUAAGAGGCCCCAUCAAUGUGCGACGAUUCAGUUGGACUUCCAACUGCCUGAACGUUUUAAUCUGAAGUACCGGGGACCGGAUGAUGAUGAGAAUGCUGUCAAUCGACCUGUGAUGAUCCAUCGAGCUAUCUUGGGGAGUUUGGAGAGAUUCAUAUCCAUUGCCACAGAGCACUUCGGGGGGAAAUGGCCAUUCUGGUUGUCCCCCCGCCAAGUCUUGGUCAUCCCAAUUGCUGCUCCUUAUAAUGACUAUGCAUCUCACGUCCAGCAGAGACUUUGGAAUGCAGGGCUAUUUGCUGAUGUCGAUAACGGUACGGAGACAAUCAACAAGAAGAUCCGGAAUGGAGAAAUUGGACAGUAUAAUUUCAUUCUUGUGGUUGGUGAGGCCGAAUUCUCCACCCAAAGCGUGAACGUGCGGAAUCGAGACGAUGUUGGGCUUAAAGGCCGUGCAGAGACAAUCAAACUUGACGAUAUAGUAGGAUGCCUCGUCAAGCUCAAGGAAGAGCGUAGAUUGCAGAACAGAAUAUAAAUCAUAGAAGAUGUGUAGCACCGUAUGUUACACUCGCACAAUGUGUUUUGAUUCAUGUGUUGCGGAGAGAAAGAAAAUGAUCUUUAUGGAACGCCAAGUUGUGCUUU